AUGCAUUUAACAAGAUUAUUAUUCGAAUUAGUUAUGUGGAUCAUUUAUUUGAUAUUAUGGAAUUUAAAUAUGAUCAAAUGUAAUCAAGGAAUAGGAAUGAAAAAAUUACGCUUACAAAGUUUAGAUAUUGAAUUUUGUCUACCCAUAGGUGAUUCAUUCUGUACUGAACUUGUCCCCAAUAGUUUCUGUUCAACUGAAAAAAAUGAAUGUUUCUGUAAAUAUGGUCAUUAUUCAAUUCAAGAAGAUGAUGGUAUCAUUUGUAAAACAUUACUAACAAAUGAUAAAUGUCAAUUGGAUAGUGAUUGUAUAUAUGUGAAAAAUAGUAUAUGUCAUCCUGGUGCUGGAGCAUGUAUUUGUCCAUCUGGAACUAUUUAUAUACCGGAAGAACAAGCAUGUAGAUUUCAAAUCAAAACAUUUACAAAUGAUUACUGCGAUAAAUGUCAACGUUUUCAUGGAUUAUGCUACAGAAAUGAAGAAGACCAGGGAAUAAUUCAAAAAUUUGCAUUAGCAUACAGUCAAUUCAAUGAAAGAAUUCCUUAUAGAUGUAAAUGCCCAUACAAUGCAGUUUCCAUUAAUACUAACCUCCUCUGGAAUAGAUCAUAUAUCAAUCAAUCUCAAAAAUUAGUAUCAAUUAAUGAUAUACAAAUAUUAGACUCUAUGAAUAAGAAAGAGAAUAUUGGCUUCUGUCGAGGUUUGCUAGUUGAUAUCGGUAUGUUCUGUAACCAAAUCGAUAUGUUAUGUCGAUCAUCAAACGCCUUUUGUUCAAAUGGGAAGAUAAUCAAUAAUGUGUAUUUAUCACCUCAAUGUGUUUGUCAAAAUGGAUAUUUACCAGUUUAUCAAGAUUAUUUAGAUUAUUAUGAAUGUAUUCCAGUCUGUAAUAGAUGUUACUCAAUAGAGCAAUAUCCUCGUCAAAAACAUUGUGUAUGCUCCGAAAUAGUCCAACAAAAUAGAAUUCGCAAGGUCUAUGAAAUCAGCAAGAACAUCCAAGACAAUAUAUUCAAUUUUUCUAGAACACAACAAAACUUCACAAUCUGUUUUCAUCCUUUUAUGGUAGACCAUCAAUCUUCUAUUUUUAUGAGAAACACUAAUAUAACACAUUUCAUUGUGUUUAUAUCAAAUCAAUUCAAUUCAUUAUAUCCAUAUGAUGCUUGUCUAUUAAGUAUGUUUAAAGAAGGAAUAUGGUGUAAAACAUUGAAUGUUUCUAAGAAUGAUGAUAUAUUGACAAGAUGUGCAUCGAUUCAAUUUGAUCAUAAAAAGAAAGAAUUGACUUUUAAGACUUAUAUCAUUGUAUUAUAUCAAUCCGUAUUUGAUUAUAUAAUUAAAGAUAUACAAUAUUUCAUUUCAUUCACAUCAUAUUGGAAUGGAGAAAAUAUUACUUUAGACUCAAAAGAAAUCAAAAUGAUUAAUAGAAACUACACUAGAAGGAAUCAUUCAGAAACUUUAGAUAAGCUUCAUCAGAAUUUAAACUUUACAAUGAAAAAUAACUUGAAUACGGAAUAUCCACAAACUGUUAUCAAUGCAAGAGAAUCUGUACAUUUACACGUAGAGUAUUAUUUUCAAAAUAAUUCGUAUACAUAUAUUAGUAUUGAACAAUGUUCAAUAAGUCAAACAUCACCGUUUGUAAAAUCAGAUGAAAUUAUAUUUGUACGUAAAAAUUGUCUAAUAUAUUCACCUGAAAGUAUCAACGAAAUUAAAUUCCAUUCAAAUGAUUUAUCAACAUAUGGAAACUUUACCAUUCCACUGAAUAAAUAUACUUCAGUCAGCAGUAUGAAGUCAUUGACAGAAGCCGAUUCAUCUCAAUUGAAUUCUGAUCUAAUGGGAAAUGAUUCAAACAAAAAUUUUACAGUCACAUCAGAACUACAUAUAAAUUGUGUAUUUCGUGUUUGCCAACAUAUCAGAUGGUGUGUAUGGCCUUCUUAUUGUAAUGGUCAUAUGAGAUCGUUAGAUCAUGAUCUGAAUCAAUCAGAUUUAUCGUGGAGCUAUACGUAUCCAUCGAUAUUAACGUUAACGAAAUCAUUGAAAAUUAAAAUUCCCAACUCUAAUUCAAUAUCUCCUUCAUUAUAUUCUUCUUCUCAUUCUCCUGCAUUUAAACAGAAUAAAAGUAUAAAUUCUAUUUGUGAACCUAAUAAUAUUUUUAUCAAAUUCUCUACACAUUUUAUGAUUUUCAUCAUCUGUAUAGUAAUUGGGAUCAUUUUUACAAUGUUCUACUAUCAUUAUAAUUCUUUGACAUGUCAAACUCCCAAUAAUCAGUUUUGCCGAACAUUCCACCCAUCUAAUCAUAAAAAAUGUACUAAUAAUCAAUGUGUUACAUAUAAUUUAUGUAGUAAUCCUUUAAAUACUAAAGUUUUACAAUCCCCUGUUGAUAAAGCUGAUACCAGUGAUCAUUCUUUGAAUAGUAUACUUCAAGAAAACUUUCACCAACUUCAUCAAUAUUCUUCAUUGAAAUAUCUUGAAUCAAAUUGUUCAAUGAUAACUCAACAUGAUCUAAUUCAUCAUAAAAAGGAUUAUCCAGAUCAUGAUCAAUUUGAUUUGAAUAAAAACUAUAAACUCAGAUUAUCUUCAUCAACCGAUUUACAACAGCAACAACAACAGUGGCAACAACAAAAAAGCACUUUAGUUCCUUAUUGUUUACAUAAUCAAACUUUAUAUUUUCUUCAAUCAGAUUGGAAUAAUAUUGAUAAGCAAGAAAAUUCUUUUAAAUCUAUAAAUACUACUGAUUAUACUUAUUUUAAUAAUCAUUUUUAUGAUUUAUCAAAUAGUGUCAAAGUUAAGACGGAUUUAUGUAAUCAUAAUUAUGAUGAACAAGAAUUCAAUGUUUAA
Schistosoma rodhaini is the source of this 2820-nucleotide messenger RNA. The record is from the annotation of a GenBank genome assembly. Lineage: Eukaryota; Metazoa; Platyhelminthes; Trematoda; Strigeidida; Schistosomatidae.